Messenger RNA from Aureobasidium vineae, 1497 nucleotides. The record is from the annotation of a GenBank genome assembly. Lineage: Eukaryota; Fungi; Ascomycota; Dothideomycetes; Dothideales; Saccotheciaceae.
AUGGUGGCCUUCUUCUCACGCCUCAACCCAACUCCGGCAUUCCCGCAAUAUCCUGGCCCUCAUACUGUCGGUACAGUCGACGUCGAGAUUCCAGCCGCCGACUUGUNNUCCUCCACCACCGCGACCCCUGCCGACGCCGCUCCCACCGUAUCCUUCAGAAUAUUCUACCCCUGCCAAAAUCAGAAAGAGAGCGCGAGGCCUGUGAGAUGGAUCCCCUCGCCACAACGGCCUAAUCUCUCUGCCUUUGCCCGUCUGCUGGGUGCUGGCUCGCGCGCCUCCGACUUCUUCUCCUACUUUCCCACCAUCCUCUACUACAUUACCAUACCCGCCCAGCGUAAUGCCCCUCUGCUCGCCCCACCCACCACCAACAACAGAUGGCCCGUCAUGAUCUUCUCCCACGGGCUCGCUGGCAACCGCAACCUAUACUCGCAUAUUUGUGGAUCUAUGGCUUCGUACGGCCUUGUUGUCAUCGCCAUGGACCACAGAGAUGGCAGUUCACCAGUUCAAUACAUUCGUGCGACCUCGGACACUCCCAGCAAAAUUGUCGACGAAAUCAAAAUUUCACACUCGCCCUCCCCCGAAGUCUACGCUGCAAGAGACAAGCAAUUGCGCAUCAGAUGCCACGAAACCUCCCUGAUUCACGCAGCACUACUCAAGAUCGACCAGGGUGAGAAGGUGAACAACUUGGAUGACAACACUGCGCAAACCAAGAAAGAGCGGGUCGAAGUUCUAUCGAGAUUUGCUGGUCAACUCGACGUGCACACACCUGGCAAGAUCACCUUUGCCGGCCACAGUUUUGGUGCUUGUACGACGGUCCAGUUCCUCAAGUCUGUCUUCUACGCCAAAGAACGCCCACAGAGCGCUCACUCUCCUCUCUUCGUUCCGACCGACUCUUCUUUGACCCGCCAAGUCACUCCUGCCUCUCCAGUACUAUUGCUCGAUCUCUGGACUCUGCCACUGCGCAGCCCCACCCAAUCUUGGCUUCGCGAUCGUCCUCUGCCCUCAUACACUGACACCUCGAUUGGCGGCAAGAACAUCCUCAGCGUCAUGUCACAAGCCUUCUUCAAAUGGACUGGUAACUUCAACGACGUCCGUCGAGCCAUCGCACCACCCAGAAACUUCUCUGGACCCAAUCCACACCUGUUCUACCCAGCUACCAGCCAACACUUUUCCCAAUCCGACUUCGGCGUGCUGUUCCCUUUCCUCACCAGCAAAUUGCUGAAGACCGAGGAUCCAGAAAGACUACUGUUGUUGAACACUCGCGCCAUGCUGCAAGUUCUCAGGGAUAUGGACAUUGAGGUUGCUGAUGUCGGCGAGAAGAACCUGGAAGGCGAGAAAGAGGAGACAAUUCUGAAGCCAAGUGGUACCGGGCAGGAAACUGUCAAGGGCUGGGUCAGAGUCGCCGUUUCCGAUGCCGACAACAACGACUCGGGCAUUUCUAUUGAGCAGGACAAGAAGCAGAAACCUGCUGACGACUCCGAGGGUAUGGAAAUGUAG